AUGUCUCCCCUACAGCCGGCCUUUGCUACCCCAUGCCCAAAAUCAUGUUUUUCUUCUUUCACCCCUUCAAGACUUGCCUCCCGAACGGCGCAAAUGCCAUGCCCACACUCUCCCCGUCGUCGCCCCAGCCUGCACCUCCCAUUCGUCGCUCGCUCCACCACCGCACUUCACGAGGACCCUCUCCAGGAAGACGCCUACCUUGAUACGCCUCCCGUCAAGCGGGCCACCUCCACCCUCCCCAUUGUCGCCGUCGUGGGCCGCCCCAACGUCGGUAAAUCCACGCUCGUGAACCGCAUAGCCGGCGCGUUCCAUGACGGCUCCAUCGUCGAAAACGUUGUCGGCAUCACCCGCGAUCGCACUUACCGCCCCGGAGUAUGGAACGGGCGCAACUUCCAGGUUGUCGACACGGGCGGUUUGGUCUUCGAUGACCAGUCAACCUUUAUGCCAGAGAUACGCACCCAGGCUCUCAUCGCUAUCCGCGAAGCCGUCGUUGUGGUGCUUUGUGUAGACGGAAGGGAGGGCGUGAAUCCGCUUGAUCUCGAGCUCGCCUCAUUUCUACGGCGCGAGACCAAGAAGUCGUCCGUGUUUGUCGCAGUGAACAAGUGCGAGAGCGAUGCGGGAUUUUCGCAAGCGGCCGAGUUUUGGUCGCUUGGGUUGGGCGAGCCGUACCCAGUUAGCGCAAUACAUGGCAGCGGCACAGGAGACCUGAUGGAUAUGGUUGUCGAGCCAUUGCCGCCUAUUGAAGGAGAGAUUGAGGAGGAUGUUGUUAAUAUUGCGAUUGUGGGCCGUCCGAAUGUCGGAAAGAGCAGCCUGCUUAAUCUCAUGACAGGGGAAAACAGGGCAAUUGUUAGCGAGAUUCCGGGCACGACGCGCGAUGCGGUGGAUGAAAUAAUCACCGUGAAUGGCAAGCAAUAUCGGCUAAUUGAUACCGCGGGUAUUCGACGAAGGACAGCGGUUACUUUUGGGACUGAGUUUUUCAUGAUCAACCGAGCGUUUAAGGCCAUUCGGAGAGCGGAUGUGGUGUUGCUCAUGCUCGACGUAUCUGAGGCCAGCGAACAGGACAGGAAAAUUGCAGAUCGCAUCGCCGCGGAAGGGAAGGGGUGCAUCGUGCUGGCUAACAAAUGGGACCUUAUCACAGAAAAGGACAACAGGAGUUACAUUAAUGCCGUCGGAGAUGUCAAAGACCGAACCGUCUGUAUACCGUGGGCGCCCGUAGAACUCGUGUCUGUCUUGGAGAAAAAGCGCAUCGGCAAGAUUAUUGGGCUCGUCGAAGAAGCAUUGGAACAACAUCGACGCAGGGUGUCCACAGCUGUGUUGAACGAGAUUUUACGUGAGGCUGUUGAAUGGCAUAAACCACCGGCGACGAAAACCGCGAGACAAGGCCGCAUUUACUAUUGCACGCAAGUCGCGAGUCGGCCUCCAACUAUAGCGAUGUUUGUGAAUGAGCCCAGACUUUUCCAUGAAAACUACCGGCGCUACAUGGAAGGCCAGUUCCGGAAGUCCCUUGGAUUUCAGGGAACACCGAUCAGACUCGUCUGGCGGGGAAAGUCCAGACCACCAGCCCUGACCUAGGAAUAAUUUGUCUUUAGUCGUUAACGAGGUGUUUUGUGUCUGUGUGCUGUGGGCCAAAAAGGUGCACUGUGCUUCACCUCACGUUAAGGUGCGCAAACACCGUUCGUGGUGCAAAUUGGGGUUGAAGGAGCCGACAUCUGGGAAUAAAUGAUAUCAAAUGACUGACUAGGUUUGUUUCAAUGCCCGCA
Molecule: messenger RNA, 1760 nt
Organism: Chondrus crispus (carragheen)
Lineage: Eukaryota; Rhodophyta; Florideophyceae; Gigartinales; Gigartinaceae
Exons: 2
Coding region: 1-1572 (523 amino acids)
Biological process (GO): ribosomal large subunit assembly
Molecular function (GO): ribosome binding; GTP binding
Source: RefSeq, a predicted model, not a curated record